UCCAUAUUUCAUGCCUUCACCAAAAAUCCCUUUUAGACAAAAAUGGCUAGACUCGCUUUUCUCUUCACCCUUACUUUCCUCCUCUUCACCUUCUCUCACGCCCGCUUCAUCACAUCUGAAUCCCAACAUGAUGUCACCCCCGAAAAAUCCGAAUCCGAAUCCGACCCCGAAUCCGCCAUCCUUCUCCCCAGCGAGAAACCCCACUUUGAACCCCCCAAAUUACUCGACUUCAAGCACGAUGAUGAUGCCUCCGGCGUCGCCUCCGUUCCUUUGACCAGGAUCAGUUUUAACCCUGUCAACCGCCACUUCCCAAGGCGUCCCUUGAUUCCGUUCCGUCACAAGCACAACUGCCGUUUCCAUAAACGCUUCAGGCCUUUGAAUCCACGCUUCCAUCAGAAGCGCUUCAUUUCUUACGGCAACGAUAUGAUACUGUCCAACGAGAGAAGUUUUGACCCAGAGUCACGCGGUGUUGUUCGCCAGAUCGAGGCCAGUUGGGGCAGUUUUGACGAUGAUGGCACCGAGUCUAAGCAUCAUGUAGGUUUUAUGAAGCCAGACCACCAUGACCACGAACACCAUGAUGAAGACCAUGACCACGAGCACCAUGAUGAAGACCAUGACCAGGAGCACCAUGAUGAAGACCAUGACCACGAGCACCAUGAUGAAGACCAUGACCACGAACACCAUGAUGAAGAGGAUCAUGAGGAAGAGCAUCACCACCACCACCACCACCACCAUCAUCACCACCGCCAUCAUCACCAUGGAGAGGAAGAAAGGGAUGAGACAGAGGAGCACGAGGGCGGGUUCAUGGAGAAGUUCCGGAAGUAUUUUAUUCAUUUUUGAAUAUACCCUGCACGUUAUCUAAAAUGAUCAUAGUGAUCUAGUGUUGCAUCUAUCUAUAUGUUUAUUUGGGUAAUUUUCACUUUCUAGUCACCAGCCCUUAGGGUAUGCGUGCAUAUUACUAUUUAGUGUGCCUUACUAUGGGUUGUAAAUAAGAUUGCACUCGUUUGAGAUGAACCAUAUGAUGUUCCUUGUAUUAUAGUAACUGCGCUGUGAGAUUUCAUAUUGCCA
Gossypium raimondii (Peruvian cotton) is the source of this 1068-nucleotide messenger RNA. RefSeq lists its product as uncharacterized. Lineage: Eukaryota; Viridiplantae; Streptophyta; Magnoliopsida; Malvales; Malvaceae. The record is from RefSeq and is a predicted model, not a curated record. The coding region runs from base 43 to 840 and encodes 265 amino acids. The transcript has a single exon.